CUGUAUUUGACGUCAAACUUUUGAGCGACAUGGAGAAGAACAAGCUCGCCAAGCGCGAACGAAAUGAUCCCCUGGCGAACUCAUGAACCCCUUUCUGUCACCCUCUGGAGGCCCCACGUGCGGCCCCUGUGUAAGGCAUCGCCAUGGCGCCGCGGCCUAAAUAGAUCUGCCGCUCCAUGUUCCAGAACCUCAUCUGCACUGUGAUAUAUUCUUCGCCACCUGGGCAUUUUAUCUAUCCAUUGCUAUGAGCUAUCGUUAAUCUCAUCACCUACAGAGGCAAUUAGUCGCCGAUUCCAUGGCUUCUGUCUCCACCAUGCCUCUCCCAAUCCCUCCGCGAACCCCGACUCCUCCCCCUGAUGACGGGACCGACCCUCACUUUGAACCCUACAUUACCCCAGCUGAAUUCAAUCCCGACGCUCUAUCCCCAUUGUCGGGUGCCUUUCCAUCCCAGAAAUAUGGCUCUCUUACAGCUGCAAGCUCGAGUGUGGCUCCAUCGCCCCGGAGCCCACUUACUCCGGCGACGGGGAACUCAUUGUACACGCCAUUGGCGGUGCCGAACGACAAUGAGGGUCUGAAGAGCGGGACGAGUGAUAGCUUCAAGAAUCCAUUCAACUUCCAGACGGUUCAAUAUACCGCUGGAAGAGCAGCGCCGCCCAAUGCAGCGAAGUCGGACCUUGGACGACGUCGCGGACACAAAUACAAGCACUCCUCUGUCUCCCAUCAGAUCAUCCUCGAGCCUCCUCCCAACCGGACACCUCUCCAGAUCCCCACAUCCUUACCGAUCCCUACCAUGGCCGAGUUCCGCCACAGCAUGUCCCUUGACCAACGAACGCGCCUUGUCUGGUGCUGCUGUCAUCUUGCCGUCGCCGGAUAUGUACAAUGGACGUCCAAAGGAAGCCUUGCCACAACCGCGCUCUCGCAUCUUCUGUUCUUCGACGCCCUGGGCGCGUUCCUCUGUGUCGCUGUGGACGUUGCCCGGGGGUUUGAUGUCUGGGGACGUAGCUCGGUGGCCCACCCGUUCGGACUGUCCAGACUCGAAAUCUUGACAUCGCUUGCCAUGUCUGUUGGACUGCUCUUCAUGGGCAUCGACAUCAUUUCUCACUCAUUGACGCAUUCCCUGGAGGCUGUCGGUCCCCAUGAGCCACAUACUGAUAACCAUGGCUCGGGCCAUCUCCGUGUCCCGGCUUACUCCAUCGAUUUUGCCGCCGUGGCCGCAAUUGCCGCAAGCCUCGUCUCGGCGACACUGCUGAAGAACCACGCCAGAAUCGGUCGAACAGUGAAAUCCUCCACCUUGUUCUCCGCCCUCCCUUUCACGCUUCCUUCCAUCCUCGCAAACCCAUCUCACCUUCUCACGCUCUCCUGCGCCGCCCUGCUGCUCAUUCUCCCUCUCCUCGGCCUCCCAAUCACACCAUUCGCCGACGCAGCCCUGGCCGUCCUCACCGCGGCGAGCAUGAUGACCCUCGGUGGACGCCUCUGCGUGGCGCUGGGUCGGAUCCUACUCAUGUCCUGCCCUGGCGCUGGCGGCGCCAAUGCCGUGCACGAAGUAGUUGAAGCGAUCCGACGAGACGACGCUGUCCGAGAUGUGGAAGAUGCGAGGUUCUGGCAGGUACACUACGAACUGUCCAUGGCGAAUCUGAAGGUCGCGGUGGAGGGGAGAAGGAAAGAUGAGGUUCCGCGGUUGAGGGAGAGGGUGGUGAGCUUGGUUCGGAAUCGAUUGGGAGGGGGAUAUGGAGGGGGGAAAGGGGCUAUCAAGUGGGAGGUGAGCGUCCAGGUGAAAUUGGUUAGUGACUGAACACGAUACCCCUAUGACGAGAGGAGGGUUUGGCGUUAUGACUUAUUAUGAUUUCUUGCAUGAUGGACUGGACUGGCUGGCAUUGUUUUCCUGUAUCUACCUACUAUUCUAGAUAUACAAUACUGUAUUCAUACUUG
This is a messenger RNA of Eremomyces bilateralis CBS 781.70, 1929 nucleotides long. RefSeq lists its product as uncharacterized. Gene Ontology annotation, molecular function: monoatomic cation transmembrane transporter activity. The transcript is spliced from 2 exons. Bases 314 to 1792 code for a protein of 492 amino acids. The record is from RefSeq and is a predicted model, not a curated record. Gene Ontology annotation, cellular component: membrane. Gene Ontology annotation, biological process: monoatomic cation transport; transmembrane transport. Lineage: Eukaryota; Fungi; Ascomycota; Dothideomycetes; Eremomycetales; Eremomycetaceae.